Messenger RNA from Mesorhabditis belari, 1257 nucleotides. Lineage: Eukaryota; Metazoa; Nematoda; Chromadorea; Rhabditida; Rhabditidae. The record is from the annotation of a GenBank genome assembly.
AUGAAUUCCACCUCGAAUUCCUUUCCUCCAAUCCCCAUCACUCCACCACCUCCACUCCUUCCACCCGAGCCGAUCGCUUCAGAUUAUGUCGAAAUGAUAACACUUGUGCUGAUGUUUAUUAUUGGAGCACCGCUGAAUCUCGCGGCAUACACACAGCUAGCUGAGCGUCCCAUCCACACUCGAUUGGAUAUCCUCAAACGACAUCUCAAUUAUUCGGAUCUGCUCGUUAUUUUUGUCUAUGUACCGAGCAGGGCUUGUUGGUUGUUGACAUACGAUUGGCGAGGCGGUGACCUUUUGUGCAAAGUCGUCAAAUUCAUGCACACUUUCGCAUUUCAGUCGUCCUCAAAUGUGAUCGUUUGCAUCGCGGUUGAUCGUCUCCUUUCUGUUCUCUCACAUGCACACAAUUCUCCAUCGAAAGCACAUCGGAGAACUCGAGCAUUCAUGUCGAUAGCGUGGACGGUUGCAUUCAUCGUUUCGUUGCCACAAUUGGCCAUUUGGAGAAGUUAUGUGGCUUUCAAAGAGAUCAAUUGGAGUCAAUGCUUGCAGAUCUGGGAGAUCGCUCGAUUGGAACUUGGACCAACGCCAGAUAAACUCGCGUACAACACGCUUCUCUCGUAUGAAACUCUUUAUUCGAGUCUGCACAUGGGGCUCGUUUUCUGGAUUCCCGCAAUGACGAUAUUGCUAUGCUACAUGGUGGUGCUCUGGUGGGUGUGGGUGAACUCUCGUAUUUCGCUGUCAGGUUCGUCCCUUCGUGUAGUACGCGGCCCAUCGCUGCCAACCGCCUUUGACUCCAACGACACAACCCUUCUCACAAGGGCUUCUGAAUGGAAACCCUUGAAGACUUUCACAAAAAACAAAGACGCGGCAGUGAAUGACGAGAAAGCUAUGCCGAAGAUCAUUGUCUCGGAUGAGAAUUGUGGCUUGCAGACAAAUGGAGAUAAUCACCAACGAGUAUCGAUUACAUCUACAGAAGCAUAUGCAAAAGCCGGUGCCCACAUGUCAUCAUGUCAAUCAUAUAAUGCCCGAAUAACAAGAUCUCGAGCGAUUCGAGUUUCUUUUCAAUUGGUCGCUGCUUAUAUUAUUUGUUGGCUCCCCUACAAUCUUCUCGGUGUUUUGCGCUUUGCCAGCCCAAAAAUCGUUGGCUACCACAGCAGUCUUUACUUUCUACACGAGUUGAUCGUCUUCAAUUCAGUGAUAAACCCGUAUCUCUACGGACUCUUCGGGAAUCUACGGAAGCCGGUCUCGAGGAAUUAUGAU